CGUCGCUGUCCGCGCCCCCGCCAAAUCAGACAGGCGGUCAGCUCCGGCAUUAAAUUUUCCAGAGGAAAAAAGUUGAAACCAUCUACACUGGGCCAUCGCCAGAUGCAAGGACUUUUCCUUCCUGCCCCGCCACCGCUUUCUUCCUUCACCACCUCCAACCAAUCCAAUUCGUCUGCAAAAUGCCGCGUCUCAAGCGCAAGGGCGAGUCUGGUGCUGCCAAAAACUUUGUCACCAGAAACCAGGCCAUCCGAAAGCUCCAGAUCAGCCUUCCCGACUUCCGAAAACUAUGCAUCUGGAAGGGCAUCUAUCCUCGUGAGCCUCGCAGCAAGAAGAAGGUCUCCAAGUCUUCCACUGCUUCUACAACUUUCUACUAUGCCAAGGACAUCCAGUACCUCCUGCACGAGCCUCUUCUGGCCAAGUUCCGCGACCAAAAGGCCCUUGAAAAGAAAAUCUCCAAGGCUCUCGGCCGUGGUGAUAUCGGCGAUGCUGCCCGUCUUGAAGGCAACGCUGUCCGCCCCGAGAAGACUGGAAAGCCCAGCUACACUCUUGACCAUGUCAUCAGAGAGCGCUAUCCUACCUUUGUCGAUGCUCUGAGAGACUUGGACGACUGCUUGUCCAUGCUCUUCCUCUUCGCCAACCUCCCCUCCACCUCCACUGUCCCGGCCAAGAUGAUUGCCAGAUGCGAAAAACUUUGCCUCGAGUUCCAGCACUACAUUAUCAUGUCCCGCAGUCUUACAAAGUCUUUCCUUUCCAUCAAGGGUAUCUACUACCAAGCUAACAUCCAAGGCGAGGAAGUUCUCUGGCUUGUGCCGUACAAGUUCACCCAGCGAGUCGUUGGCGAUGUCGACUUCCGUAUCAUGGGUACUUUUAUCGAGUUCUACAUGACCCUUCUUGGCUUCAUCAACUUUAAGCUCUACACCUCCAUCGGCCUCAAAUACCCUCCCAAGUUUGACGUCACCAAAGAUGCCAACGCUGCUGAGCUCGGCGCCUUUACCCUCGAGGGCAAGACCCUCGUCGGCGAUGAGCAGGCGCAGAAGAAGCUUGAGGAUGCCACCCACCGUCCUGACCCCAAGACGCAGGCCGCUGUCAACAAGGUUCUCAAGACCAUCGAGGCCGCCAAGGAACCCGAAUCGACCGAGGAAGCCAACGCCACCGAAGACCAGGACAAUGCCGAAAACAUAAUCGACAAGUUCGAGCCCGCUGUCGCCGGCGGCGACGUCUUUGCCCAGCCUGCCGCCACUGGCACUAACGGUGGUGCCCUCUUCUCCAACUUCACAUUCUACUUGUCCAGAGAGACACCCCGUCAGCCUCUCGAGUUCAUCCUCAAGGCGUUCGGGUGUAAGCGUGUCGGCUGGGACUCUGUUCUCGGCGAUGGCUCUUUCACUACAGAUGAGAUGGAUCCUUCCAUUACCCACCAGAUUGUCGAUCGUCCUGUCAUCCAAGCCGCCAACGACGAGUCCGGCGACGGCGAAGAUAACCAAACCUCUCAGAAGCUCGCUGCUAACCAGCGUGUUCCUGGCCGCACCUACAUUCAGCCCCAAUGGGUUUGGGACUGCAUCAAUGAUGGUGAGCUGAAGGAGCCUCACAUGUACGGCCCUGGUGUCUCGCUGCCCCCUCAUCUGAGCCCCUUCGUUAAGAACGUCCGCGGAGCUUAUGAUCCUACGAUAUCCCUGGAGGAACAGGAGCCUGAAAACGAAGCCCUGGAAGCUCAGGACGAUGACGAAGACAAUGAUGAGGAGAUCACCGCCGACGGCAUGGAUGUUGCCGACGAUGACGAGGAGGACGAUGAGGACAUGGGUUCUGAAGACGAAGAUGAAAACGAGGAUGAGGAUGAAGAUGAAGAUGAGGACGAGGACGAGGAUGAUCGUCAAAAUGAGCUCGAGGCUGAACUGACAGGCGCUGCUGUCAAGGGCAAGAAGAUGAACCCCAAGACCAAGGCCAAGGAAGAAGCCCUUAAGGCUCUAUCCAAGAAAUCUCGCCAAGAAGCUGAUGACCUGGAGCGUGCCAAGGGUAUGCUUUCCAAGAAGAAGCGCAAGUUGUAUGACCAGAUGAUGUACACCAACAACAAGAAGAGCGCUGAGGACGAAAAGCUCAGAGCCAAGAGAAGAAAGUACGAAAAGGAGCAGGCAAAGGCCAAGGCUGCCAAGAGCAACGGCAAGGCGUAAAGUUUUAUAUAGCAUGUAACUUGGGUGUUUUUUGUUAUUGGUAUGGUGAUUGUUGCUUUGCAAGAAGAAAAAUGACUCGUACAUAGAUUCAAUGUUAAUUUCAUGAUAUUCUACCGUUUUCAAUUCCAAUUGUAUUUUUUUUAUCGAUU
Molecule: messenger RNA, 2314 nt
Organism: [Torrubiella] hemipterigena
Lineage: Eukaryota; Fungi; Ascomycota; Sordariomycetes; Hypocreales; Clavicipitaceae
Source: the annotation of a GenBank genome assembly